AUGGAGGCUCUUUUGCGCCAGUCGAAGUCCAUGUGCCCGUUCCUUCACAAGACGUCACCCGCCACUCUGCGCUCCCUCUCCACCACGACGGCCGCUGCCCGCCAGGAAGUCUCUCCAGGCGCCGGAAGCAUGUCGAACCUCCAGGUUCUCGCCCGUCGCUGCCCGAUCAUGGGCAAGGCGCUUGCUGUGCAGAGCUCCCGCAAUGGCAACAACGCUCUUGCUGGUGCUUUCGGUGGUGUGCGUGCUUACCACACGCGCGUGAACCGAGCCAGGCUACACACGACAGCGUCCAAGGAAGCCCAGGCUGUCGAUAUUGAGAGCCUCAGAGGCAAGCAGGGUCCACCAUUUCCCCACGCUGCUUUGAAGCCGGCCAAUGUUAAGCCCUCCAACGUCGCAUCUCCGUCUGCCCCGCGAGCCGCGACGUUCGACUACGAAGGCUUUUACCACAAUGAGCUGGACAAGAAGCACAAGGACAAGUCGUAUCGCUACUUCAACAACAUCAACCGAUUGGCCAAGGAAUUCCCGCGUGCCCACAAGGAAUCCCCGGAGGACAAGGUGACUGUCUGGUGCUCUAACGACUACCUCGGCAUGGGACGCAACCCCCACGUACUCAAGUCGAUGCACGAGACCCUGGACAACUACGGAGCUGGUGCCGGAGGUACCAGAAACAUCUCCGGACACAACCAACACGCUGUAGCACUGGAGGACACAGUUGCAAAGCUCCACUCCAAGGAGGCUGCGCUCGUCUUUUCGUCGUGCUAUGUAGCAAACGAUGCGACUCUUGCGACCCUCGGCAGCAAACUGCCCAACUGCGUCAUUCUGUCGGACAGCUUGAACCACGCCUCCAUGAUCCAGGGCAUCCGUCAUUCAGGCGCGAAAAAGAUGGUAUUCAAGCACAACGAUGUCGCAGACCUUGAGGCGAAGCUGCAGUCAAUUCCUGCCGAAUACCCCAAGAUCAUUGCCUUUGAGAGUGUGUACAGCAUGUGCGGUUCCAUUGGACCUAUCGAAGAAAUCUGUGACCUCGCUGAGAAGUACGGUGCCAUUACCUUUUUGGACGAAGUCCAUGCUGUAGGCAUGUACGGACCACACGGUGCCGGUGUCGCUGAACAUCUCGACUACGAAGCACACAAGGCAGGGCGGCCCCAGGGCACUAUUCAGGACCGCGUAGACAUCAUCACUGGUACACUCGGAAAAGCUUACGGCUGCGUUGGCGGCUACAUUGCCGGCUCUGCCAAGCUUGUCGACACUAUCCGAUCACUUGCUCCUGGCUUCAUUUUCACUACUUCCCUUCCACCGGCGACCAUGGCAGGUGCCAAGACGGCCAUCGAGUACCAGGCCAACUACCAGGGUGACCGACGCCUGCAGCAACUCCACACCCGCGCUGUCAAGGAUGCUUUGAGCGAGAAGAACAUCCCCGUUAUUCCGAACCCUAGCCACAUCAUUCCCGUUCUCGUUGGAAACGCCGAGGUGGCCAGGAAGGCGUCUGACCUUCUCCUUGAGGACUGGGGCAUCUACGUCCAGGCCAUCAACUACCCCACUGUUCCUGUAGGCCAGGAACGACUACGCAUCACGCCAACCCCAGGCCACAUCCGGGAGUACCGCGACCACCUGGUCGAGGCGGUCGAUGCUGUGUGGAAGCAGUUGGGCAUCAAGCGCACAAGCGAAUGGGCUGCUGAAGGCGGCUUCAUCGGCGUUGGCGAGGCUGGCAAGGAGGAGGUCGCUCCCCUCUGGACUGACGAGCAACUUGGUCUGACUGAUGUCAUGAAUGAGAUGAAGGCAGGCCAGGGUGCGACCGGCGUGCUCGAGGCUGUGCUCGAGAACGAGCGCAAGGCUACAGCACAGGCUGUUGCUGCUGCUGCUUAG
Alternaria burnsii is the source of this 1863-nucleotide messenger RNA. RefSeq names its product 5-aminolevulinate synthase mitochondrial precursor. Gene Ontology annotation, cellular component: mitochondrion. The record is from RefSeq and is a predicted model, not a curated record. NCBI's taxonomy places the organism in Eukaryota, Fungi, Ascomycota, Dothideomycetes, Pleosporales, Pleosporaceae. Bases 1 to 1863 code for a protein of 620 amino acids. Gene Ontology annotation, molecular function: pyridoxal phosphate binding; 5-aminolevulinate synthase activity. Gene Ontology annotation, biological process: heme biosynthetic process. The transcript is spliced from 2 exons.